AGAUUGCUGUUGACUUGGGAUUGUGAUUGCCUAUAGGAUUUCAAGCUUUUCUUGUUCUGGAGCCUGGUGGAAGUGCUAAACAUAAAAAUAAAAUGGCUAUAAUUAACAACAAAUUUGGCUAUUCCUUAUUAUGGUAUCCUGUUUAUCAGUAUUCUGACAAUACUAGAGGUUGUAGAACUUGCUGCUUCCAAACAGCCCCUGUGUUUGAAAAUAGUAGGUUUUGGCUGAAGAGAGGAAUGGUAAACAAACCAUUCGCUAAAAGACACUACUCGAAGAGAGUUCAAUUGAUAUUUUGCAGGCUCUAUUCGACUUCUUCGCCUCGUGCACCUUUGCCUUCAACGAAGCAAACAAGAGAGAUAUCUUAUGAUGAUAGCUCAAGCCAAGGUGAAGAAGCUGCUGUAGAAAGUGAGGAGAUUAUCUCCCAAUCACAAGUUUCAGAAAGAUAUAGAUCAAAAACUAUGAGACAGAGUCGACAAGAUCAUCUAUCAACAGUGUAUUUGGCACAGAAAGAGUAUAGUCGGUUUGAAGAAAGGCCUGACACAGAGUUUACUGACAUUUUCAAAGAACUUCGCAGUUGGCUGGUUGAGGGUCCUGAUACUGCUUUCAAGUUUUCAUUGGCUAGUGCUGUUUUAGUCUUUGUAAUGUCCGUUCUUCUUCAAAAAAUGUUGCCUCAUAGCUCGCAUGACCUGAUUGGAUUAGAAACUAUGGAUUCUAUGUUUCCUUCUAGACAAAUUACGGAACACUUGAGUAUUUGGGAACAACUAUCAAGAGUUUUUCGUGGUCCCUAUAUUUUGGUUUCACUUACUAUGGGCUUUGCUUCAUUUACUCAAGCAUUUGCAGGCUUUGGGUUUGCUGUAGUAGCUAUUGGUAUACUGUCACAGUUUGGUUGGAUAGUUAAUUCCAACGUAUUUCAAGAUAUACAGCCCAUUGCCGCAGUUAUAGGUUCCUUAAUUGGUUGGACUUUAGUUGGUUCUCAAUGGAACAAAGUUCAAUGGAAAGAAAUCAUGCCAUUGUUGAUUUCUUGUAUGAUUAGCACACCAUUAGGAGCUUGGGGUCUGCAAUAUGUUAAUCAUAGUGUUUCCUUGCACAUUUUGGGUUCUCUCAUAUUUGGUUUUGUGAGUUAUUCCUUUUCUGGUUUACGACCUCCUAGAAAAUGGUUUGCGAAUAAGUUUGCUGCCUGGACGUUGGGUGGUUUAGCUGGAAUUUUUGGUGGAGCAUUUGAUAUCAACGGACCUCCGCUUGUGUUUUACGAGAAAUAUCCUAACGGUGAUAUCAUUAAAUUCAUCAUUUGUGGUGCUGUUUGAUAUUCUAUGUGGCCGUUUGAAUGAUUACUAUAUAGGACCAUUCCUGCUAUAUUCCUUACCAU
This is a messenger RNA of Galdieria sulphuraria, 1366 nucleotides long. RefSeq lists its product as uncharacterized. The coding region runs from base 93 to 1304 and encodes 403 amino acids. The record is from RefSeq and is a predicted model, not a curated record. The transcript has 2 exons. Lineage: Eukaryota; Rhodophyta; Bangiophyceae; Galdieriales; Galdieriaceae. Gene Ontology annotation, cellular component: membrane.